ACACUCCCCAAAUAUCAAACUCCAAUCCCCCAACAUUGCAACACCCUCUCUCUCUCUAGAACACCUCUCCCUCCUUCCCUUCCUCCCUCUCUCUCUCUCUCUCUCUCUCUCUCUCUCUCUCUCUCCCCGUAGUUCUUAGCUUCCAAGAAAAAUGGAAAGAGGAGAGAAGGGACACAGAAAAGGGUUGUGGACAGAGGAGGAAGACAGAGUUCUCAUGGACUACAUAAGGCUGCACGGCAAAGGACGGUGGAAUCGAGUUGCUAAAGUCACAGGAUUGAAGAGGUGUGGAAAGAGUUGCAGAUUAAGGUGGAUCAAUUACCUGAGUCCGAGCAUUAAACAUGGCAAUUUUUCAGAGGAAGAAGACGAUCUCAUUAUUCGGCUGCAUAAUCUACUGGGAAACAGGUGGUCUUUAAUAGCUGGGCGAGUGCCGGGACGAACGGACAACCAAGUGAAAAACCACUGGAACACUCAUUUGAGCAAGAAGCUCGGAAUAAAAAGGAAACAGAGAGCCACACUCAAAGCUCCAUCAGAACCACUCCCACCAAAAGGAAAAGGAGUGGAGAACGUUAGUGCCCCCGCCGACACAUGUUUUGAGCUACCAUCUAACAACAAUGUUAGAACCGGUGACCAAAAGUACAUCGACGAUGGCGCCCAGGGUGAAGUCGGGUACUUUGGAUUAGAAGAGCCCAUCACAGCGAAUGAGGGUUACGAAAACCCUUUCUGGUUUACUAAUGAUGAGAGUAAUCUAAGUGCUCCUACUUUAACUCAACUCUUGGAUCAACAUUCUCUGGACAAUUUGUUUUGGCAUGGCUUGUAAUCCAAAUUCUUUGCCAUCAUUUUACUUCUCUGCAAUAUAAUCUUCAUUUCGUUGCC
This is a messenger RNA of Rhododendron vialii, 873 nucleotides long. RefSeq names its product transcription factor WER-like. Lineage: Eukaryota; Viridiplantae; Streptophyta; Magnoliopsida; Ericales; Ericaceae. Bases 152 to 817 code for a protein of 221 amino acids. The transcript is spliced from 3 exons. The record is from RefSeq and is a predicted model, not a curated record.